This is a messenger RNA of Arabis nemorensis, 552 nucleotides long. The record is from the annotation of a GenBank genome assembly. Lineage: Eukaryota; Viridiplantae; Streptophyta; Magnoliopsida; Brassicales; Brassicaceae.
AUGAUUGUCAUCUGUACAGAGUUCCAGUAUGGUCCUUCGCAUUCAGUCUCUGUGGUGGGUAAAGCCAGGUUUGAUAGCUGCGACGGAAGCGGAGCCACGCAGAGCUUUUCCGAUGGAGACACUAUGUUCGAUCUUACAACAGUUGGAACAAUACAUUUCCUUUGCCCUACUCCUGGUCAUUGCCUCAGUGGCAUGAAAAUCGCCGUUUCCGUCCUCGCCGCAGCUCCAACUCCGAGCACUCCUUCUCCACCGUCUUCCCCAAGAUCGCCACCGCCUUCUCCACCGUCUUCCCCCAAAUCGCCACCAUCUCCACCGUCUUCCAUUCCUUCUCCAAGUAAACCACCGACUCCAUAUGCUUCUCCGCCGACGGAGUCAGAUUCUCCAUUGACGCCUCCACCACCACCAAACGCGGCGUUUAAGGGAGUCAUGAGCUAUGGAGUGAUCGGAGUCACGAUGAUCUUUGUCUUUGGAAGCAUUUCCUCACCAACACGGUAUCAUUAUCAUCAUAUGUCAUGUGAGACAAUUCUUGUAAUUCAGCCGGAGCUGAAUUAA